AUUAGUUUCAUCGAUUGUUUUACUUCACAAUGCUUGUCUAUCCAGGCAAAGAUACCUUAAAGGGAGGAAGGGGGAGCAGCGGGUGGGCCUUUCCAUAUGGCUUGUCUAGUUGCGUCAAAAUGCUGUGCAUGCUCAUUAGUGAUGUCACGGUCUGGUGCAACAGGAUUGUGAGCAUCUCGAUACUCCACCCUGCCAAAAUUCACCUGUUGAGUCACCUGGAGCCACGCAGCAAUCCUAGACUGGAGGCACUGGAUGCAAGAAGUCGGGCAUGGGAGGUGUCUACUCAAGUGAUAGGAUGGCUGGAUUUUUCUCCUAUGAGAGCUCACAGGUCGACUGGUGUGAAGACAACUACAAACACUCUGAGCAUGUGGUGGAGUUCUUUAACACAAUGAGCAGCUUCAUUUUCUUCAUUAUAUCUCCCAUCAUGCUCUACCUCCUUCACCCUUACGCCAGAGAGAGGAACUUGGCAAUCCAUCUGGUCUGGGUCAUGAUGUUAUUCGUAGGUAUCUUCUCUGCCUACUUCCACAUGACUCUCAGUUUUGCCGGCCAGAUGCUGGAUGAGCUGUCAAUCUUGUGGGUGUUGGCAGUGGGAUACGCCAUAUGGUUCCCACGCAGACUGUUCCCUUCUUUUAUAAAAGACAGGUCCACCUUCUCAAGGCUCAUCCUGGUGGUUACUGUCGUCACUUCCGUGUCCUCCUUUGUCCAACCUACAGUCAAUGCCUAUAUUCUCAACUGCUUCGGCCUGCACAUGCUCUACAUUCUAACUAAUGAGAUGAGAUGCUGUACUGACCAGAAGGUUUUGAGACUGGCCAAAUUGUCGGUGGCUUUGUGGAUACUGGCUAUCUCCUGUUGGAUUAGUGAUCGCUUUGGCUGUGGAUUUUGGCAGAAGCUAAACUUCUGCUACUUGCACAGUAUCUGGCACAUUUUGAUCGUGAUAGCUGUGGCAUAUGGGAGUACGCUGAUAGCUUACCUGGAUGCCAACUACGAGAUCCCCUACUCACUACCUGGACUGCAGUACUGGCCCUGUGAUAAAUGGGCACUUGGAUUACCUCACAUUGUCCUGAGAGGCACAACAAAGACACUCAAAUGGUGCUAAUAACCUGCACAAAGCAGUGCUUUUCCCCACUUCGUUAAAGGAGAUAACUGAUGGCGGGCCACCAUUGCAGCUCAUCCAAUACGUUUAAAAAGUGACAAUUGUGAUAAAAUGAUAAUAAUUUAAAAAAGAAUUGUGGCUUUUUUAAACCAUGUUACUUCACAUUUCAUAUACAUACAAACAUACAUAUACAUACAUACUGUGAGAUUUCAAAAUGUUGACACAAAAAUAUUUUAAACACCUCCAAUAUGAUGGUGUGCAAUUCAUACAACUGCAGUAAUAAACAUUGCUAAACCAAUACGUCUUAGAGAGUGUCCAUCAAAACUAGACAUUAUUAUCUUUCUAUUUGUUUGUUUUUUAUUUAUGUGUGAGUGUACAAAUGAAUAGUCACGAUUCUAAAGUUUUCCUGAUACUUGUAUGACUUCUUUUAAUAUCCAAAUGUUGCUUUGAAGCCCGAAGAUAGCUGGGAUAGGCUCCAGCACGCCCGUGACCCUAGUGAGGAUAAGCAGAAUGGAAGAUGAAUGAAUGACCUAACCUCCAUGCAUUUUCUGAGCCGCUUCUCCUCAAUCGGGUCGCGGGCGUGCUGGAGUCUCUCCCAGCUGCCCAUCGGGCAGGAGGCAGGUUACACCCUGAACUGGUUGCCAGCCAAUCACAGGGCACAUACAAACAAACAACCAUUCGCACUCACAUUCACACCUACGGGCAAUUUAGAGUUGUCAAUUAACCGACCACGGAUGUUUUUGGGAUGUGGGAGGAAACCCGAGUGCCCGGAGAAAACCCACACGGGCACAGGGAGAACAUGCAAACUCCUCACAGGCGGGGUCGGGGAUUGAACCCCUGUCCUCAGAACUGUGAGGCAGACGCUCUAACCAUUCGUCCACCGUGCCGCCCCAUCCAAUCAUGUCAAUAAAAUAAAGAAUCUGCACGAUUGUAAUAAGUGCAUGAUUGUAAUAAGUAUUUGAAUGUUUGUCUUUGACACACAUAUAUGUAAAUAUGUUUUAGGCUGUUUUGAUGAAAUUAUUUAUUUAUUUUCAGUCCAUAAAUUCAUUCUUUUUAUGUGCAUGUUAUUAAGUGCUGUCGUUUGCCAUCGCAACAUUGAAGCCAUGCUUUUACAUAUGUUAACUUGGAGUUUUACUGUACUUCAUUAUGUGAUGUUUUCAUGUUGUGCUUUAUUUGGAUUAUUUUGCAGGACAAAUGUGUGACAAAUACAGAC
Molecule: messenger RNA, 2306 nt
Organism: Phycodurus eques (leafy seadragon)
Lineage: Eukaryota; Metazoa; Chordata; Actinopteri; Syngnathiformes; Syngnathidae
Gene: acer1
Product: alkaline ceramidase 1
Exons: 7
Coding region: 269-1096 (275 amino acids)
Biological process (GO): ceramide metabolic process
Cellular component (GO): membrane
Molecular function (GO): hydrolase activity, acting on carbon-nitrogen (but not peptide) bonds, in linear amides
Source: RefSeq, a predicted model, not a curated record